Neocloeon triangulifer is the source of this 4915-nucleotide messenger RNA. Its product is annotated as carbonic anhydrase-related protein 10-like. Gene Ontology annotation, molecular function: carbonate dehydratase activity; zinc ion binding. The coding region runs from base 2 to 1039 and encodes 345 amino acids. The record is from RefSeq and is a predicted model, not a curated record. The transcript has 9 exons. NCBI's taxonomy places the organism in Eukaryota, Metazoa, Arthropoda, Insecta, Ephemeroptera, Baetidae.
CAUGUGCUCGGGCACCUCGGCGAGACGGACGCGCGCGGACCAUGCCUGUGGCAGCAACUGCAGCAACAUGACUCGAGUGUGCUGGUGGGUGUGCUGCUUGGUCCUCCUAGUCCCAGAUGCCAGCUGCAUUGGCUGGGACCAGUGGUGGACAUAUGACGGAAUAUCAGGUCCAGCUUUCUGGGGAUUGAUCAAUCCCGAUUGGGGCAUGUGCAACAAAGGUCGGCGGCAGUCACCGAUCAACCUAGAGCCAUCGAAGCUGCUGUUCGACCCCAAUCUGCGGGUGCUGCACGUGGACAAGUCGCGCGUGGCCGGAACUCUGGCCAACACGGGUCACGGGCUGCUCUUCACCGUGGACAACUCGUCGCGGGCCGUCAACGUCACGGGCGGGCCGCUCAGCUACAAGUACCAGUUCCAAGAGCUGCACCUCCACUGGGGCCUCCACGACGGCUCCGGCUCCGAGCACUGGGUCAGCGGAAGUCCCUUUCCGGCUGAGAUCCAGCUGUUGGGCUUCAACUCGCAACUGUACAGCAACUUCUCGGACGCUCUGAACAGGGCCCAGGGCAUCGUGGGCGUCUCGCUUUUGCUGCAGCUGGGUGACUUGUCCAACCCGGAGUUGCGGUUAUUAACUGACCAGUUGGAGCGAAUUCGUUAUGGUGGACAAGACCAGGAAGUGCGUCGGCUGUCGAUCCGCGGGCUGUUGCCAGACACGGACCACUACAUGACCUACGACGGCUCUUUCACGUCGCCGGCGUGCCACGAGACCGUCACCUGGGUGGUGCUCAACAAGCCAAUCUACAUCACCAAACAGCAGCUGCACGGCCUGCGACGUUUGGUGCAGGGCGAGGAGUCGACGCCCUCGGCCCCCUUGGGGGGCAAUUUUCGACCCCCGCAGCCGCUUCACCACAGACCAGUCCGCACCAACAUCGAUUUCAACAAACAGGAGGGCAUGAAGCACUGUCCUUCCAUGAACCGCGAGGUGUACUACAAGGGUAAGAAUCCACAGAGCACUCUCAACCUCGAGUCAUUCGAAUUGCUCUAAAAACCAACAGUUGGGGAGAAACGUAAUCGGCGGCGGCGGCGGUCGAGAGAGGAGCCGGAACGUGAGAAAAUUUUGCGAGUGCGUGCGCGAGUGCGACGGAUGGAGAGAAAUAUAGAAUAGGAAAUAAAUAAAUACAUGAAGAAGAUCGCAUCAACCAACACAUAUCAAACGAAUGAGACGCUCACUUGUGAUUCCACCUGCUGACAAAUUGUUUAAAAAUGAAUGUGUGCGUCGUGUAGAUCCAUAAAAGUAAGUGCGCGCGGCCCCAAUCAUGGAAAUGGACAUCCCCGUGUAGAUAAAAGGAUAAAAAGCGAGCGAGCAGCCGGUUUGAGUGAUUUCGGUUCCGAUUUUAUUGCCUCUCGUAUAAUAUAAAAAGCGGACGCUCCCUUCGCUCUCUCUCCCCUUUUUUAUUUUAUUUUUACCGUUCGCAAAAAUGAUGCCUUCCGCGGAACGAUGAUGAUCACGAUGAUUCGAAUGUAAUGAGAGCUUUAUACGCAUAUAUAUCAUGUUCUCCCCCCACCCCAAGUGUAUGGACGUGCAAUAAUCCACUUUGUUUCGAAUUUGCCGCUCGGACGAGCCGGACGCUGGUGCUGCUUGAAAAACUAAUUUUGAUACGUUGUUGCGGCCGUGAGAGCUCAUUCAGAAAUAUAUACACACAUAGCGAGCCUCUUAUCUUGUUGGCAGGUGAAUCUCUAAUUUUAAUUACGUAAAUCACACAUAUCUUUGCUGUUGAAUUUCUGUGGCCGCUCUGUGAAAUUUCAAGCGCCGAUUGCAUUUACAUAAUUAGCUUGACGUGCGCAUUAUUCUUCGUGAUUAAUUAAUUUCGGCGGACAGACGACAUGUUUUGUGUGUGCGUGGAUUCCUUUGGAGCCGAUAUGAAAUCAUUAUAAAACUUGUGUCUGCAUGUGUGCGUGAGAUCGGCUCGAAAUGCUGGUGAAAUGGAUAGAGUCAAUUUUAGAAUAUCUCUGAAUAAAUCUCAUCUCCAUUGAGACGGUGGUUUGCAAUUUUGUUAGUUAAUUACAUUUUGUGCGCUUCCACAGUAAUUUAAGUUCAAAUUUAAACGUAUUAAAAAGGAUAUUUUAAAGAUUUUAUAACUCUUUAAAAAUUAAAAUAAAUGUUAUGUUUUUUUUUAAUCGUCCAGAUGACAAUUUUUAAUUAAAAAAAUCCCUAACCGUUAUUAGAACUACUCAAAACUUGUUAACUUGUUUAAAGAAAAUUAACAGUAAUUUCAAUGGCAUUUCUUUCUCAUAAUUAUAAUGUUUUUCUCUGAGAAUGAAAUUUUCAAACUGACAAAUUUGCGACCACAUUUCUCUUUAAAUUAAGAUUUUUGAACACCUGACGAAAUUGCUUCAAUUGGCAUCACUAUAUUUGUGAGAAAAGUACUUCUCAUCGUCUUUUAACUGAAGAAAUUUAAUGAAGGAAAGACUUAUCAUCUAGAUAUGGCAAUCAACCCAAUGCGUUUUGUAGUAGUUUGAAUGGCCUAAUUGCAAAACUUAUUCAAUUUGCUUCCGCUCCAAUUAUGAAUGAAUUUGAUUGAUUUCAAUUACAACUUUCAUUGAAUCGCAUACAUAUAAAAUACAAGACAUAAAACAAAUAUAUAACAGAACUGAUAAUAAAUGUACGUUAUAAGGAGAUGUUUGAUAGAUCGUGUACUUUCCGUGGUGUAAAAGAACUUCUCCGAUUGAUUGAUACAUACCCCUAGCAGAACAAACUCUGUGAAGCCAAGAAGUUUUUAAUAGAAAAAAAAACAACCAUAGAAAUGCUACUAUACUGCUGAAUUGGAUGUUCAUGUGCAUGUACAGAAAUUAAACGAUAUGUUAUAUUUAUGAUGAAAGAGGGGCAAGGAGUUGUGGAAAUUAUAAUUAAUUAAAUCGAAACACACUUUUAAUGUAACUGUUGCCUAAUUAGUCUGACUGAUACGGAAAUGUAUAUCAACAAAAACUGUAUAACUGUAAAUUAUGAAUUUUAAUUGAAAAAACAAACUGGCUUGCUCCCGCGUUACUUAUGAAUAAAUAAUGAAAAAAUAAUGUAUAAAUCUUGUUAUAUUCUUGUCAGCUGACCUAGGGAUUGUUGAAUUACGCAGCCAUCAAUUACUUUGGUUGGUCCAACAAUAAUUCUAAUUUUUUUUGCUGUGUAAACACAGGCUACGUGACUUUCUGGUGGAAACAAAAUUAAAAAAAAAAAUACACUAUACUCGGGCACAUAUUUGCAUUUUGCUCGUUUAACUUUGACGCAGGCCGCGGUGCGUGAUUUAUUUUCCAAUUUUUGGCAUUUCGCCCCUCGGAGGAUUAAACCGGUGCCACUAUAAGCCUUGCAUUUAUUUUUUUUCGACGCGUGGAAUAAAUUUUUGCUUUGUCGUUGCCGAUUCAAAAACUCUUGCUGGGCGAGAAGUUAUUCGAAAUGGAAAAAUAUCAGCUUUCGCGGAAUAGUUCUAAAAAGAGGCUUACGUUUGAUUUGGAAAUCUGAUCGGAACGUGCGACGGAUUGCGAGGGAUUUGCGGAUUUGCUCCCCAAAUAUCAGUGAAAAGCUGCUAUAUUGCGUGGUUUCCUCCCCAGUUUGAAUGAGCAGUCAAACAUGGUUGACAUAAAAGAGGAAGUAUAACAUAAUUUAAAAGCGCUCUGGGAUAUUUGUUAUCUCAUUAAUUUAAAUUUAAAUAUUUUAAAACAAGAAAGCAAAGCUUUUUGCAAAUAGAACGUAAUAUUUUUUCUCAUUAAAAAAAAUCUUGCCUAAAAAUAAAUAAAUAGAAGAUUGUAUGUUUAUAAAACAAAAACAAAAUAUUCAAUAUAAACAAUCAAUAAAUGAAAAAAUUUUAAACAGAGCUUUUCUUUAUCAAGAGUAAUAUAUUUUAAAGCAUUUUUCAUAAAAACAUUUAUCUGUAAGGAAUAUACUUUUUUUCGUAAUUUGCCUUGUUGAGUGCCACUUUCUUCAAUUAAUUAAAUUGUUUCCAUUACCUUUUAUGACUGAAUAUCACAAUUUUCAUUUACAUAAUUAUACUUUUUUUAAAUUUACAGAACUAACUAAAAAUGAAAUAUAGAAUUGGCAAAAUUGCUAUCAUUUCAUACAUUUCUUUAGAUUAAAAAAAUAAAAUAGUUAAUAUUUUACCUUCAUAAACAUGAUUUUUUCAAGAUAAAGCGAUGCAAGAAUGUCUUAAUUGAUUCACCCAACGUAAAAUAACGUAUUCCCGUCAGAGUCGUUCUUGAAUUUGUAAAAAAAUUGCAGUUUUCCUUGUAGAAUAAUGAAGCUGGUUGGGCUUGGAAAUAAAAAUCGAAUGUUCUGUUUGCUCAUCGGGCGGUGUAAGGAUCAAUUAGAUUUGACCUGUAGAGACGUGAGGAGCGUGUUUGUGUGCGAGUCAAAUCCUCUGCGGGGCGCAACAAAACCCUUAUUUUUUUCCUUUUCUUCUCGCUUUUUCUCUUUUAUACCCUUUCUUUCUUUCUUUCUUUUCCGAGACGGACGCGCAGCUGUGCUGCUCGAAUUUCUUUCGCUCGUCUCCAUUCAAGCGAAAUUUCCCAUGCGUUUUGUAACACCAGACGCGCGGCGAGAGGUUUCCUUCCAACCGCGAUCCAUUUCUUUUUUGAUACUCCGAUGGUUAUGUUUUUAUGUAUUCAUACCCGACGCUUCUACUCGAUUUGAGCCGUGGAAAAAACCUCCCGCCGCUCGAUUAAUUGGCACUUUGUCGACUUUUAUUGCUUUGGCGUGUCGCUGGCCUGAUGUUGGACAAAAAGCUGUAAAUCUUGGGCGACUCGUUUUAUUUAUAUUUUAUUUUUAUGUGAUGCUUUACUGACGACUGUUGAUUUAUGACAGGCGAGUUGUUUGAUUUUCUGACAAUCUAGAAAAGUGUAUAUGCAAUCAAAAUAUCAAAAUUAUGACAAAAACAGA